Molecule: messenger RNA, 1067 nt
Organism: Lolium perenne
Lineage: Eukaryota; Viridiplantae; Streptophyta; Magnoliopsida; Poales; Poaceae
Source: RefSeq, a predicted model, not a curated record
GCAGGAGUCGUACGGCCCAAGAUGACCAGGAUCUCUUUGAAAAUGGUGGUGGAUACGGUUUCAUUAACUGGUUCUCGAAUUUGGCACAAAAUGACAUUGAAAUGAAUCCGGACUUGAGAAAAAUUGCCAAGGGCUUUAGCUCACCUGUCAAUGCAUUCGAUGCUUAUGAUGUGAAUGGGUAUCGCUUCCAUACCCAUCAGUACACACAACGCCGGGCCAACCGGAAGAAAAUAAAUAGUGGGGUUGUGUGUGAAGGCUCAGAUAAGCUCCAGUACUAUGGUAGAGUCGAGGGGAUAUACGAGCUGCCUUAUGGUUUCGGCAAAGGCCUAGAUCCCGUUGUAUUCAAGUGUCACUGGUUUGACCCGCAUCGGGUGAGACGGAAACCUGAAAUUGGCUUGGUCGAAGUUGAGCGAAGCUCCGUUUACACGGGAGAUGAUGUAUAUAUUUUAGCUACCCAGGCCUUUCAAGUAUUCUACCUCCCGUACCCGUGCAAGAACCCGAAGAAACGUCUGCAGGGCUGGGAUGUCGUGAUCACGGUGCCGACACACAACAGGCCGCCUAAGCCAGACAAUGAAGAUUACCGUCGCCUUGACCCCUCGACAUAUGAAGGCGAGUUUUUCCAAGAAGAAGGCCUCCCAGGGCAUUUCACUAUCAACUUGCCGACUGAUGAUGACAUGGUCAUAGAGGAGGAGGAUAAUUUAGUCGAGGAUGUUGAGGAGGAAGAGGAUGUAGUCGAGGAGGUUCAGAGCGCACAAGACUUGACUUUGCUUGCCAGGUUCCAACAAGGCCUAGACACCGCUGAGUCAACGGAGCCGCCUCCAGGUUACAUCCCUGAUUAUUGGGGGGAGCGUGAUAGCGAUGACGAAGCUUGUGGCCCAUUGGUUGUUCGCGAUGAUCAAGAAACGGGCUUCUGAAAUUCAUAGUCUUCCUCUAUGUAAUAGUGAUUUGUAAAAGUAGCCUAUUCUAAGAACUCUAUGUAUUUUAAUUAUUGCCAUUGUAAGAACUCUAUGUAUUUUAAUUUAUUUGCUUUGCUAAUUUCUUCUUUCAUCUACAUCAUUUUGUAUCAU